CAGAGCAGCAGGCAGGCAGGAGUCGAGCCCCUCCGCAGGCGCGUCAGCAGCAUCACCGCAAAUCCGAUGCUGUCACUUCAUCCCCACGCACACAGACACACGCACGACGGUGAGCCUGCGACAACCCAUCUGACAUGGUGCCCCUCGCUGUGACGCGCAACGGGAUGCGGCUGGAGGCAGAAUGGUAGCGAGGAUCAGGGUGCGCUGUCCCGGGAGAACUCAUCCGAAGAGCCGGCCGUCAGACACCGGGAUGCUUCAGUAACGCACCGGAGGGCGAGUUUUCCUGAGCUGUGUGGCAGAGUUAAAGCUCCAGUAGAAGUGAGUGAGUGAGCCAGCGGGAGUGUGUCAUGGAUGAAAGGGAAAGCACAAAUGUUGAGGACCCUCCCUACGAAAACCUGCUGCUCCUGGGAGCCAUCGCAGCAGCGUCCGCCUUCGUGGUGACCAUCCUCAUCGUUCUUGUGUGCGUCGGCUGCCAAAGGAAAAGCAAGAGCAAGCAUCCCUCGGCAGGAGAGAAGGGGACAUCUGUAAACAUGCAGGGCACCCUUCGGUAUCCCAAGCUGAACUCCAUGAGCAAAUCAGAUACAAGGUUGCAUGAGAUCAAUCGCUUCCCCUGCAACGGAAACUCAGUUAGUAAAAGCCGUCCGGCCAGCAUGGACCUCCUGCUUCUCCACAGUCGGCGCUCGCAGACAGAUCUGAGGCCUUCCCACGGGCGCCAGCUCCCCCAGAUCCCCAACAGUCCUCCGGGAUCGGGCCAGAAGGGAGGAGGGGACCCUGGGGGAGAUGCCAGUGGCGGCGGAGAAGGAGGCGAGGCACGGGAUCACACUUACACCGAGGUGGGCCUGAGAAGCAACCCCACGCCCACCCACUGCUUAGACGACGGCCUGUAUGAAAGCGUUGGGGUUCGGGAAGGUGAAGCGGGGCCCAAAGCUCCACCUGCAGCACCACCAACCUCAGUCAACAGUCCAGCGACAAUCAGGGCUGCUCCGAGCCCCCCAACUCAGGCUAAUGGAGCCAGGAAUGGAUUUGGAAAUGGCAACAGAGGAAACGGCAGAGGGAACGGCAUUCUUAAUGGAACAAUGGCGACCCGAGGUAAUGGCCUGAAUGGGACCAACAGGUCGCCACUGUCCUCCGUCAACUCACUGGCUAAUCAGGAACCAACCGGAGUGGAGUAUGCUUCAAUACGCAAGUACAGAAAGGUUGACAAGGCGAGCCGAAAAGAAAAUAAUGGGGCUGACAGUCAGUCAGACAGCCAGUCGAGUGUGAGUGAUUCACCAUCGACUGCUCCUCCGCCGCUGCACCGCAGUCAGGAGUUUCCACGCAAACCAUUAGAGCCGUUUCACCUGCACAACUUCCCGAAGGAGCCGGUGUUCAUGGGGAACGGGGAGCAGUACAUCUGGAAGCCUCCGGAAGACGAUGAGAUCAUCACCUUGCAUGCACCUCCGCACCGCAUUGAGAACGGACAAGGGCAUCCGUCACCACCGACCGCAAAGGAGAUUGCAGACACUUACUCCAUUGUGUGUAAAAGUCAGAAAAAGAAACCCAUGGAAAACAAUGGAGCUAAGACCCUUCCGCGGUCCUUCGGUGGAGACAGAGGGACGAGGGGAAUGGGAAGGGGUGUCCAAGCUCAAGCACGCUCACAAGAGGAACCUUGCUAUGAGACAGGAGACAGGUCCUGGUCAACGGCGGUGGAGUCUGACCCGGCCUACGCGACCAUUGACUCCCAGCGGAAAAACGACCAGGCAGGAAUCAACAGCAGCGCAGUCGUUGGCAGCGCCACGCUGAAGCGGAAGAAGCCAGUGCCCCUGCCAGUAGCACAGGCUGUGCCAACCCCAGCACCUCAAGCCUCAGGACCCACCUCAACACCAGCCAGAGGCCUGCCAGGGGGAGGCAACUUCUAUGAGACCAUCAGUGACGUCAAACAAGGGGGCAACAGCUCCAGCACCACCACCAUCUUCACCUUCAACGACGGGAUGGAGAUGUACGUCACCGGGCUGUAGCUAGCCUGAUUCAUCCGCUGUACAUAAACGCAACCUCCUCAAAGACAAUAUGAGGAUACAUUUUCUGUUGACAUCAGGUAAACACAGGGUUUUUAUGCAGGUUCAGACUUUGACCCUCAAGAGUUCUGAACCAGCCCAAACCCAGUCUAGCUCAAAAUGGACCAGCAACGUCUCAACAACAACAACAAAAAAAGAAAGAAAAAAAGAUUUCUCACUAUCCAGAGUCACGUCAUUUUCCAUCAUAUCUUUAUUUUUAUAUGAAAAAUUUGUCUUUGAAAGUGUGCUGUGUAAGUCACAACAUAAAGGGAAAGCAUUUGAAAAAGAAACAUGCAUGCUGCGCAAAGACAGAACUGGCUGGACGACCAGACCGGGCCAUACAAUUUGCCAUGUCACAGACAAAUCUUUUGGGGCAUUAUGUAAUAUAAACAGAUGGAUGUGCUGAGAUAAACAAAUUGCUGGCAUUUGUUGUUGCAACUUCAGGUUUCCAACCUGUGAAAUGAAUGAGAGCUUUUGUCCGAACAUGACAAUUCAACCCUCCUAAUUCAAAGAAGUAUCAAAAUCGUACCGACAACACGCCCCCAAAUGAAUCAUGUUUUGCUGACAAUCCUCUCCAGUUUGACAAACAUCUGUGGCUGAUAGCGGAAUGAAACAUCCCAUAACGCCUCCGAACUGCUCGCUCACUCACACACAGACUCGCAUACUUGGCAGGCAGAGCACUGCAGUGUAAAAUGAUCAGGUCAGGGGCGGCGAGUGGUUUGGGCAACAGUUUCUCCCAGUCAAGAUUUCACAACCUUCCUUUACUGUGUUCUUGUGACAAAAAGAGAGACGACAGUUUCAAAGUAUAUAUGUGGACGUGUGCAAUUCAUGUAUCUUUCUGUGAACAACAGGUUUUAUGACUAUCAUUAGAUUGCACUGGGCAGCUGCAGGACUUGUUGGCUUGUAUAUGUGCCGUUAACUUGGCGGUUUAAUUUGGCUCUCAGGUCUCCCAACAAAGCCAGAGACCCCUGUAGCUCUCUACACUUUAGACGGGGGGGUUGAAAUGGCUCCAAGAAAGCUGGACUAAAGGUGGAAGUCCUGCCCUUAAGCACCCACUCCAGCAUUUUCACCUCCACCACUGUACAAAAUGCCUUUUCCAUGUAGCUUUGGGGAGAAAAAAAAGGGAAGACAAACUGACCAUUGAAGGAUGUACUCACUGUGAGGUGUUUUAAAUGGAUCAGUAUGUUUUUAACUUAAUGAGAAGGUGUGUAAAAACAAAUGCACUCUGUAUUUUAAUGCACUGUUUAUUUUUUCCUACCGGUUGAAUAGCUCAUGCCACUGCCAUGAAAACAGUGUGAUUAUGUGUUGGUGCAAUUUCUUUCCUGCUUGAUCAAAAAAGUGCAUGCAUUACUAUAUGGAGAUGAAACUAAUGUCGUGGUACUUUUGAUCUCUUCUUGUUUGCGAAAAAAAGUUUCUGUUGUACUUCUUGCCAUGUUAUGCAAAGUGGCUUUUGAAGGUUUUCUGUUGACGGCAACAGAUUGGAGGAGGAUGAGAGCGGUGGAUAAGAAAGAGAGAGACGGAUGCUGUUCAGUAUUGAGUGUUCGCCCUCCAAUCUGAGAAGAGACGGGGGAGGGAGAAAACAAGUUUUAGAAAGCUGGACGGAGAUCACUGAAAACGAUUCAAGGACGAUCCUCCUCUUGAUGUGUGUUUGCCCGCGCGCACACACACAUCCAUACGAGCCAAUUUCCAGUCUAAAUUUUUUUUCGCAUAUUUAGCUUCCCUUGUAUACAUGCCCUCCCCCAGCUGUGUUCGCCUAACAAAUAACUGACACAGACCGCUUUUCUCCGCUUCACCUCUCCCUCUUGCUAGGGGGGUCUUUGAUGUCGAGUUCUGAGGGACUCUAGGGGUGAGACUGGGGGUUGCGGGGAGGGUCAUUGGAUGGGGAUCAGGCUGACCCUACCAGUCUGACGUCCACGAAACAGCCCAACUACUGUCAGACAUGAGGCUUCACACUGACAGUCUUACCUAAUCAGAUUUCCUUUUGGCUGUCAGUUGACAUGUCACACUUUCUUUACCCUGCGGAAGAAGAUUUAAUAGUGAAUAUACUGGUGAACACAGCUUUACACAGUUCCAGACAAAGGUUAAUUGCACAAAUACAGUAUGAGGAUGUAAAUGUGUAAAAUACUUUGUGGCUGUUCUGACGUCCCAAUGUAACAUUUGAUAUGCAGUAUAUUUAGUGAAAAAAGAUGGUUUAUCACAGGCACAUUGUAAUUUGUGGAUGCAAAAUAUUUCAUGCUUUUUCAUGCAGAUGCUCUUUGUUGUCUUCAGAUAUAAAUAUGGGACAAUUCUCCUGUGAAAGCUGUAGCCAAUGUUAUAUGUUCUAAAAAGCACAGGGUUUCGUCAGAAAAUAUUACAUAUAAGAAAAGAAAAAUCUAGUGUGACAGUGCAGAUAUGCAAAAGAUUGUAAUGUUUUAUAUUAAUCUUCAUAAAAUAUUAAAGUGACUUUUUACUUUUUUAAUAAAGUGGCACAUUAUAAAGA
Messenger RNA from Synchiropus splendidus (mandarinfish), 4512 nucleotides. RefSeq lists its product as uncharacterized. The transcript has 9 exons. Lineage: Eukaryota; Metazoa; Chordata; Actinopteri; Syngnathiformes; Callionymidae. Gene Ontology annotation, biological process: intracellular signal transduction; T cell receptor signaling pathway; negative regulation of T cell activation. Gene Ontology annotation, cellular component: plasma membrane; membrane raft. The record is from RefSeq and is a predicted model, not a curated record. The coding region runs from base 348 to 1997 and encodes 549 amino acids.